GAAUCAUCUAAACUUUACUCCGAUUAACUGGCAAAACAUUUUGAAAACCCAAAACAUUCAUCUCCCGCCCUCAAUCAUCAAUGCUUUAAUUUUGUCUGUCACACCUUUUUCUUUUCCAAAGGUUACUGAACAUAAAAUAUCUAAUCAAAUCGAAGUUUUUGAGAGAGAGAAGCCGUAGGAGGCAGAUGUCGACGCCCUCGCUCCGACGGCUAAAAGAGCGCGGUGGCGCUGGAAGCAAGUUCGCAGUUCCGUCCACCUCCUCGGCGGGGACAAGACACUCCAAAGCUCUUACGCCACUUGCCGAAAAAUCUGGUGUCUGUGGUUAUGACGCGUCCGGAGAGAGGAUCGGGAGAUCAACCGGGAAAGAGAAUCCAAGGCCCAGUUCUCGGGUCCGGUCCGCAACGGCAUCCUCGAUGCAGCAGCAGAAGCCAACGCUUCGAGCCAUGCCUCGAAUUGAAAAGUCGUCUGCAACUUCAGUAGAAGGUAGGGAAUCUCGUGUAGAGCCACGGGCGCGGUGGUCUACUUCGUCAGUUCCGAGAGGUAGGAGUUCUAGCCCAUCUGAAUUCAGAAAGACUUUAUCGGAUUCACGAAAUUUCCCUAGGGUUUCUAAAGUGUCAGGGGAGCAACGGAUAACUACUGCUAGCGGAAAAUCCGAAAUCCAGCGAAGCAGUGAACAUCUUCAGAAAUAUGAUGGGAAAUCUGAAAUAAAGGAAAAAUUUGCUUCAAAAGGCUCCAAGUACUAUGAUAACAAGGAUAAAGAUGUUAAUUUGAGCUCAGAUUUGAAAAGGCCGAACUUUAUGGCUCAACAAAUGCAGCCUUAUUUGGACUCUGAUUUGAAGAAUCGGGUUUUGGAUGAUGGAAAGGUGAAAUCUUGUGAGGAAAAGAGCAUGAAUAGUCUUGAAUUAGGUUCCAAAGAUUUAAGAUUGCUGACCAAGUCAAGCAGUUUGAGAGAGAAGUGUGUCAAAGAAGAAGGGAAGGGUGGUAUGGGUGUUAGCAACUACCCAAGUAAACUGCAUGAAAAGCUUGCAUUUUUGGAAGGAAAAGUUAUAAGGAUUGCUUCAGAUAUUAAGAGGACUAAGGAGAUGCUUGAUACAAAUAACCCUGAUGCUUCAAAGUUGAUACUGUCUGAUAUUCAGGAGAAGAUUUGCGGAAUAGAAAAGGCAAUGUGUAAAGUUGAACAAGAUGGGACAAUUGGGGUUUCAAAAAGUCAAACUGAUGAUAGGAAGGUUGAAGAGUUGGUGAUGAUCGAUGUGAAAAAUGAGGUCGAGAGGAAAAGAUUUAGCAACGGAUUGAACUCUAAGGAGCUAGAAGCUAGAUUGUUUCCUCACCAUAAGCUGCUUAGAGAUAGAGCAUCUGUGAGUGCAUCAGGGUCUAUAUCCAAGGGUCAGCAAAUAAAAGAUGCUGACUUCUUUACUAAUGAUUCGAUCAGGAAAGAGAAAUCCUGUCCAGUUGAUCAAAAUCCCAUAGCAAUUGAGUUCUUGCCUUCUCUGAAUAUGAAUCAAAGUUCCAAAGCUGCUACUCAAUCUGAGAAUGUCAAUUCUCAGACGACAGAUGCUCAAGAUGCGGAUGAUGUCGUUAAUUCAUCAGUACAAGGCUCUUCCUUGAAAGUUUUAAAUAAGAGGGAUAAUCUUGAUGAUAUGUUAACAAGCGACGAAAAACUCGAUGAAAUUGACGAUCAUGAUAAAAUGCCGUCGGUUAAUAUAGAGGACGACACUGAGGAUAAUUGUAUGUAUCAGUUAAAUGAGAUUGGUCAUAAAACCUCAACUGGUGGAUGGUUUGUCUCUGAGGGAGAAUCUGUACUUCUUGCACAUAAUGAUGGUUCAUGUUCCUUCUAUGAUAUUGUGCAUUGUGAGGGGAAAGCUGAGUAUAAACCUCCAGUCGGAGUCAUGCCAAACAUGUGGCAUGAUUGUUGGGUCGUACGUGCCCCAGGUGCAGAUGGUUGUUCAGCAAAAUAUAUAGUAGCAGCAUCUGCUGGAUAUUCUGUAAAUUCAGGUUUUUGCUCUUGGGACUUUUAUAGUAGAGAUGUGAGAGCUUUUCAUAUUGAGAAUGGCUCUUCCUCCAUCACCACCACAUGUGCAAGAACCGCCCUUGCUCCCAUAUCCAAUAACACUACGUACAGAAGAAAUUCUUUAUCCUCUGUUAUGGCUUCUGAAAACCCACAGUGGUGGUAUAAACCCUGUGGUCCACUCAUCAUAUCGGCAGCUAGUGGUCAAAAGAUGGUCAGGAUAUAUGACAUUCGUGAUGGAGAACAUGUUAUGGAAUGGGGGUUAUCAAAACCUUUGUUGGCAAUGGAUUAUUCAAGUCCAUUGCAAUGGAGGAGCAGAGGGAAAGUAGUCACGACAGAGAUGGAAGGUAUUUCUUUUUGGGACGUGAAUUCACCUAGUCCUCAAGCAUUGUUAUCUGUAUCGUCUUCUGGGCGUAAGAUAUCAGCACUUUAUGUGAGUAACACAGAUGCUGAAUUAGGCGGUGGAGUUCGACAAAGAGUGAGUUCAUCGGAAGUAGAAGGAAAUGAUGGAUUUUUUUGCACUGCUGAUGCCAUCAAUGUUCUAGAUUUCCGGCAUCCUUCUGGCAUAGGCCAAAAGAUACCCAAAAUUGGCAUGAAUGGACGGUCAGCAUUCUCUCGAGGAGAUUCCAUAUAUCUUGGCUGCACAACUCUGAAAUCAGCAGUUAAACGGCAGCAAUGUUCUCGGAUCCAGCAGUUCUCAUUGCGAAAGCCAGGCGUGAUUAGCACAUAUGCAUUGCCAGAAUCAUCUGCUGCUCAUUCUCAUCACACUGCAUUAACCCAAGUUUGGGGGAACUCAAACGUUGUCAUGGGAGUUUCUGGGCUCGGACUCUUUGUUUUUGAUUCAUUGAAAGGCGACAGUCUCCAGUCUUCAGGUCAGGGUCAAACAAAUGACACAUCUCUGCUAGAAACAAUUGGUCCCAAUGACAUGUUUUCUCCUUCUUUUGAUUACUUGGAAUCUCGGGUUCUCUUGAUAUCCAGAGAUCGACCGGCUCUUUGGAGGUAUAGAUUUUAGGAACUGUAUUGGGUUCAAUAUCAGGUGAUUAACCUAUUUUUAGUGUUGGCAUUUCUUGUUGCCUCUAUAAACAAGGUGUUUCUGCUAAUCUCUAUUAAGUUAUUAAGGUUUAGCUCUCAGGAAAUGGCUAUCAAUGUUAGUGUGAAUGUGUGAUGUACAAGAAGUUUAAUCUUUUACAGUGUGUUAUCAAGACAGGGUUUCAUCAAUUGAAGUUUGAGCUUGCUAUUUUUUGGUCAUGGAAA
This is a messenger RNA of Cuscuta epithymum, 3259 nucleotides long. The record is from the annotation of a GenBank genome assembly. Lineage: Eukaryota; Viridiplantae; Streptophyta; Magnoliopsida; Solanales; Convolvulaceae.